Messenger RNA from Hydra vulgaris (swiftwater hydra), 2037 nucleotides. The record is from RefSeq and is a predicted model, not a curated record. Lineage: Eukaryota; Metazoa; Cnidaria; Hydrozoa; Anthoathecata; Hydridae.
GUUCAAAAUCAUGCAAUGAUUAUUUAUGGAGGGAACGAGUUUACACUUUUAAGUCAAAACUGACCCAAUAUGAAUUCGUCGUAUUACUUUAUCAGGUGUUCUCGGACCACUGUGUAUUUAGAAACCAAUGGAGCGCUGUAUGCAGCAGUUUGUUUUAGUUUUAUUUUAUCUGUUCCAAUUAUUUUUUUAAAUUUCUACAUUGUUGGAAUAACCUAUUACAGUCGGAAUAUGCAAAACCCUGCAAACAUAUUGUUAGCUAUUACAUCAUUUUGCGAUUUAUUAAUUGGAAUGUUUUCAAUUUUUCCGUGGGGAGCUGUUGUGAUAAUGUCAACAUUACGGACGCAUAAUUGUAAUUUAUUUUUAUUUGUGGUUUUUACAGUUUACUCGCUUGGGUUUAUAUCUUUCUUAACAGUUUUCUUGGGUUCAAUUGAUCGGUAUCUGGCAGUUUUUCAACCUUUUUUGUACCAAAAGCUCAUUAAUAAUAAUCCACGCUUUUACUUCAAAUGGGUCUGUAUUAUUGCAAUUUGUGUUUUUUUAGUAACAGGAUUGAGCUUUUUAACCGAAAAUAAAAAAUUAAUUGAGCUAGUUAUAAUAUUCAUGGCUCCGAUAUUUAUACUGAUAGUUUUUUAUAUUCAUGCUCGACUGCAUAUCAGAGUAAAAAUGGUUCAAAAAAUAAUUUUAACACAAAAUCCAAAAGAAAAUUUUUCAGAUGGAAAUAAAAAUAAUUUCAUAGAAAAUAAAAAUGAGCGUAAGUUAAAGGACCGGAACUUAGUUGCGAGAAAAAAAGUUGAAAAAGACAUGAAAAUGAACAACUUAACAUUAAUGGUUUAUUUAUCUACAAGCAUUGCGUAUCUACCAUUCGUUUCAUUGCUUAUUUUAUGGCAUUUUAAAAGUAUUAGCUAUUCUUGGUCAUGGACACAAACAUUUUAUUUGUGGGCAUACUCUCUGACAACAACUAAAUCUUUAACAAAUCCUGCAAUUUACUUUUAUCGAUCUAAAAUAUUGCGUCGGAGCUUUAGUCGUAUAAGUAUAAAGCUAUCAGAAUCCUAAUGAUAAAAUCAUCGAAACUAUGAGUAUUUUAUGAGUGAUAAAAAACCUGAAACAAAUGAGUUUGCUCUCGGUAAAUAAUAGAUUUUGCAGAUCUUACAGAGAAUUUAUGAUGUUUAACUAAUUUUAUACUUUCUGUAUAUUUAUAAAAAUAUUAAUAUUUAUAAAAUAUUUCUGUAUAAUUAUAAAAAUAUAAAAGUGUAAAUACAUAAAUACUAAAAAAAAAGCUUUACCACAAACAAUUAAACCAAAAAAAAUUAAAGAAGAAGUCAUUAAAAUAGCCAUAAACCGCAUCAAAUAUUACAAUUAACCACAUCAAAUAUUACAAGUUGAAAUCGAAACGUUCCAAAAUUUUAAAUGAAUUAAAUUGAAGUCAAAAUCUGUAACUUUUCAAACUCAUACAUUUAAAUCAAAGCAUCAGAUUUUUCAAAUUCAUAACUUCAAAUCAAAGCAUCUGACUUUUCAAAUUCAUUAACUUAUCAAAUUCAUUAACAAAUUAUCAAAACAUCGAAGCUUCAAAAUUUAAGCAAAACAAUUUUUACAACAACUGUGAAAAUUUGAGCUGAAAAAUUAGAAUUUAACGAGGUGUGUACAGAUCGUUUGUAUGGUAUUGCUAGUUCCAUCUAAAUGAUUUUAUUUUAUUUUUUGAAAAUAUUAAUUCAUAUAUAUAUAUAUAUAGUUUUUAUAUUUUGUACUAUAACUAAAUAUACGUUUGUAUUUUAUUAUCAUAUUUAGAUUAGUAGCAACUAUGAAUAAUGACCCACAGUUAGUAAACACUAACUGGAUAAUGACAUUUAGUAACCACUGUGGAUAAUGACAUUUAGUAACCACUGUGGAUAAUGACAUUUAGUAACCACUGUGGAUAAUGACAUUUAGUAACCACUGUGGAUAAUGACCCAAAUCAAAAUUUUUAACUGCUCGAAAGGAUUUAAUAGUUUUUGCUCGAAAUGAUUUAAUAGUUGCAACUUUAGUAUUCUGUUAGGAUAUUCA